CAUUUCCGACGUUGAGGCGUCGAUUCAUCAGCGGAUCCGACACGGAAUCCAUCGCAACUGCUUUUGACACUGAUGCCAACCAAACGAUCUGGAUAAUUCUUCUCGGUGCUCUUCCAUCCGAUUGCUCGCUUCCAUGCUACAAUUAAAGACCGGAAGUCGGAAAUUUGUGCUCAAUUUAUCAAUAAUUAGCAGCACUCCCAUCCAAACUCCAGAGACGUCUAAAGUUUAUAUGGAAUCUCUCACCGGAGUUGCUAUUUGCCAAGCAUCUCAAAUUGUGGCUCGAUUCGAUUUUUCCGAUGAUGAAAAUCCGCCAAACGCUCAACGCCGGCAUUGAGCCUCAAUUGGAUGAACCGGAAAGCCCGCCGAGAAUGAACGACGUUAUUGAUUGGAAAACUUGGGAAACGAUAAAAUCCAAGAUCAGCUCGUCAUAAUCUCACUUUAAACCGUCAUCGUCAAGUAGCCGCGACAGUUGCAUCGAAAUCGUCUCUAAUUCAUCACACUGGAUAUCUGGAGAUGGAUGCAAUCCCAAUUUGUGAUCUCCGAAUGCGACUUCGCCGAGCGUCCGAAUAAUUAU
Caenorhabditis elegans is the source of this 574-nucleotide messenger RNA. NCBI's taxonomy places the organism in Eukaryota, Metazoa, Nematoda, Chromadorea, Rhabditida, Rhabditidae. The record is from the annotation of a RefSeq genome assembly.